AUGGCAGCCACUGGAGUAGUGAAGCUCUCUCCUAGUUCUACUUCUACUGCUGCUACUAGUUUCAAACAUGUGGAGGAUGUAAAGUCGUUCACGCGGCUGUCUUUCGCGGCGUCCAAUGUCGCUGGGGAGAAGCUGAUGUCAUUAACCGGAGUACAACUGCAACGGCGUCGUUCCGCAACUGAAUUCGACAACCGGAGUCCACUGAUCGUUUCUCCAAAGGCGGUUUCUGACUCGCAAAAUUCGCAGACUUGUCUCGACCCAGACGCUAGCCGAAGUGUCUUGGGAGUUAUUCUCGGAGGAGGAGCUGGGACCAGACUUUAUCCUCUUACAAAGAAAAGGGCGAAGCCAGCUGUUCCACUUGGAGCAAAUUAUAGGGCAUAUGCAAGCAACAUGGGUGGUUACAAGAAUGAAGGUUUUGUUGAAGUUCUUGCAGCUCAGCAAAGUCCUGAGAAUCCCAAUUGGUUCCAGGGUACAGCUGAUGCUGUAAGGCAAUAUCUAUGGCUGUUUGAAGAGCACAAUGUGCUUGAGUUCUUGAUUCUUGCUGGAGAUCAUUUGUAUCGAAUGGAUUAUGAGAGAUUUAUUCAAGCCCACAGGGAAACAGAUGCUGAUAUUACUGUUGCUGCACUGCCAAUGGAUGAAAAACGUGCAACGGCGUUUGGUUUGAUGAAAAUAGAUGAAGAAGGUCGCAUCGUUGAAUUUGCUGAGAAACCAAAGGGAGAGCAAUUAAAAGCUAUGAAGGUUGAUACGACCAUAUUGGGUCUUGAUGACGAGAGAGCGAAAGAUAUGCCUUACAUUGCAAGUAUGGGAAUAUAUGUUGUCAGUAAAGAUGUGAUGAUAAAUCUUCUUAGAGAUCAAUUUCCUGGUGCCAAUGAUUUUGGAAGUGAAGUUAUUCCUGGAGCAACGUCCAUUGGAUUGAGGGUGCAAGCAUACUUGUUUGAUGGCUACUGGGAAGAUAUUGGUACAAUCGAAGCUUUCUAUAAUGCCAAUUUGGGGAUCACAAAAAAGCCUAUCCCAGAUUUUAGCUUCUAUGAUCGAUCAGCUCCAAUUUACACCCAACCUCGAUAUCUGCCUCCUUCCAAGAUGCUGGAUGCUGAUGUUACAGACAGCGUCAUUGGCGAGGGCUGUGUGAUUAAGAACUGUAAAAUCCACCAUUCUGUGGUUGGACUUAGAUCUUGCAUAUCAGAGGGUGCAAUCAUAGAGGACUCAUUGCUGAUGGGUGCAGAUUAUUAUGAGACGGAUGCCGACAGGACAUUUCUUGCAGCAAAAGGUGGUAUCCCAAUUGGUAUUGGCAAGAGCACCCACAUAAAGAGAGCAAUAAUUGACAAGAAUGCUCGAAUAGGAGACAAUGUAAAGAUCCUUAAUGGCGACAACGUUCAAGAAGCUGCAAGAGAGACGGAGGGAUACUUCAUCAAGAGCGGUAUUGUUACAGUCAUCAAGGAUGCUUUCAUUCCAAGUGGUAGCGUCAUCUAA
Messenger RNA from Fraxinus pennsylvanica, 1470 nucleotides. NCBI's taxonomy places the organism in Eukaryota, Viridiplantae, Streptophyta, Magnoliopsida, Lamiales, Oleaceae. The record is from the annotation of a GenBank genome assembly.